AUGAUCAUACCUGUUCGUUGCUUUACUUGUGGAAAAGUUAUCGGAAACAAGUGGGACAAGUACCUUCAACUUUUGAACUCGGAAUAUCCUGAGAAUGAUGCUUUAAACGCUCUAGGAUUGAAAAGAUAUUGUUGCAGAAGAAUGUUACUCACUCACGUUGAACUCAUUGAAAAAUUGUUGUUAUAUAAUACUACCGACAAGGACGAAGAACAAGAAGACGUACACAAUGUGUAA
Molecule: messenger RNA, 234 nt
Organism: Naegleria lovaniensis
Lineage: Eukaryota; Heterolobosea; Eutetramitea; Acrasida; Naegleriidae
Exons: 2
Coding region: 1-234 (77 amino acids)
Biological process (GO): transcription by RNA polymerase I; transcription by RNA polymerase II; tRNA transcription by RNA polymerase III
Cellular component (GO): RNA polymerase I complex; RNA polymerase II, core complex; RNA polymerase III complex
Molecular function (GO): DNA binding; DNA-directed RNA polymerase activity; zinc ion binding
Source: RefSeq, a predicted model, not a curated record